ACACAAUUGGCAAACAAAUACGGUUACAGUUCAGAAGAGCAUACAGUUGUCACAGAGGACGGAUAUCUCUUGAAGGUCUUUAGAAUAAAAAAUAAGAAAUGUGAAGCAAGAGUGAAGCAGCCUCCAUUACUCCUCAUGCAUGGACUACUCCAGAGUUCUGACGCAUGGUUGGACGCUAGUCCGGGUACUGGCCUGGCUUAUCUCCUCGCUGAUGAAUGUUUCGACGCAUGGGUUGGAAACCAACGAGGCAACUACUACGCCAGAAGACAUCUCACUCUAAACCCUGAUAAAGAUUCAUCAUUUUGGGAUUUCUCAGUCGAUCAAAUUGGCUAUUACGAUGUCCCAGCAACGAUUGAUUACGUCUUAAGCAACACAGGGGUUAAAAAACUAAACUAUAUUGGAUUCUCUCAGGGGGCCGGGACAUUUUUUGUGAUGUGUUCAGAACGGCCAGAAUAUUGCAAGAAAACGAACGUGUUAAUCAGCAUAUCUCCCGCAACCAGAGUGAAGCACACCAAAUCAAAGUCUUUUAGAUCACUAUUGAAUAUUUUAUCAACUUGUGAGGACUUAUUAGCUCAAUUGAAAGUUAAUGAACUUUUUGCUAAAGAAAGUUUUCUCCAAGUGUUAUUUGAAUUCAUCUGUCAGAUUCGAUUGUUUUCUAAAUCACUCUGCGAAAACUUUCUUUGUGGGUUUGUCGAUUCCUCUCACCCAGGAUCCAUUACUCAUAAAACCUUCGGCAUGGUAUACAGUCAUUUACCUGCAGGCACCUCUCUGCGAAACAUGGCUAGAUAUGGACAGAGUUUGAAUGCAGAUGAUUUCCAAAAAUAUGAUUUCGGUGAAACAGUAAAUGUGGUAAAAUAUGGUAGCAAGAAGCCACCUGGAUAUAACUUAAGUUCAGUUUCUUUACCUGUGGUAAUAAUAUAUGGGGCGAAUGAUCAUUUAGUUGACACCAAGGAUAUAAACUGGUUGGUAGACAAAUUACCAAAUGUGAUAGGCUUGGAGGAAGUUGCUGAUCCUUUGUGGAAUCAUUUAGACUCAGUGUAUAGUCAGCAUAUCUAUAAAAUGAUAUGGCCAACAGUCAGAAGAUAUUUGGAAAGUUUUAGUGAGACGUAUAUGAAGACCAAAAGUUAAAAUUUGAAAUAUUAAACAAUAAAAUAAAAAAAAUACUUUUAAGACAACCAGGUUAUUGAAUAACUUAUACUCGUAAAACAUACACAGACUCAUAAAAUAAAAUUUGAUGUCACGAGUUUGAGCGGUUACAAUAAAUUCAAAUUCACAAAGUAAAUUCUGUUAAAAUAGGUGGCAACUGGUCUUGUGAUGCAGGAAAAUUCUAAUGCAAGCAAACAUUUACUUUUGGUGUGUUUUUAAUGAUGCAAAGUAUGUUAUUUUAUUUAUUCAGGAAAGAAAAAAAUAAUCUACCUUCUAAGUUUUUUCUGCAGUUUCAAUCAUACAAACUAUCAAAAAAAGUCAUAAAAAACAAAAGUAAUUUUUAUUCCUAAUUCUCACAAUAGAUUUCUUACAAUUCUUUUUGAUGUCAAUCAAGCACUGCCACAGCUUCGGCGGCCGAUCAAAUGACUUCAUAUUCAGAAAAUUCUUUACAAUGUUAAAAAAAAAAUCUACAGUGUAUAUAAUGGUCGUACUUACUAUAAUAUAAAUUGCAAUUUUUGAAGUGAAAGCUUCUUCAGCGGCGUUGAGUAGUUUUUCUUGGAAUGGGUCAUAAAAUGUUAAACUGUGGCCUGAUUGAAAAUUCGUAAGACAUUCGUUGAAGUUAUAGAUGAAAGAUUUAUACUUCUAACUAAUUAUAGUUUGGCUUUCUCAACUUGAUCAUGGACCAUGUCAUUGGACCAGUGCAGUGGUUGAAUCAUUGUGAUUGCAAAGCCAAAACCCCGCGAGGGCGAGGGAUCGAAUCUCAGCCGUGAAAUAUUUUUACAGUUAAGUUAUUCGGUUUUUAAGCUUAUUCAUUAGUGAAGUUUUAAACAUUGGCGAUGAUUAUCAUCGCCUAUCUCUAAAACUGAAAACUGAAAGUCGAUUCUUCUCCUUGGUUCGAUUCGUCUAUCUUGAGAGAUAAACUUUUUAAUGUAAAAUAAUUGUAAUAGUUCUGAAGUGUUGAAUUUUUUAUGUAAAAUAAAUCGUCGUUUUAAUGACACAAA
This is a messenger RNA of Leptidea sinapis, 2147 nucleotides long. Its product is annotated as lipase 1-like. The transcript has a single exon. Bases 136 to 1128 code for a protein of 330 amino acids. The record is from RefSeq and is a predicted model, not a curated record. NCBI's taxonomy places the organism in Eukaryota, Metazoa, Arthropoda, Insecta, Lepidoptera, Pieridae.